AGUCGACUCGACUGUCGAGUGUCGACCAGACACGAGAACGAACGUAGUAAAAACAACGUCAGUCUCUAUUUCAUGAUUAGCGUGAAGCUUAAUUUGUCCUUAUUUCGGGAUUAGUGUGAAGUAUUGUCCUUAUUUCAUGAUUAAUGAGAAGCUUUGUCCUUAUUUCAUUAUUACCGUAACGCUUUGUUUGUUGUCGCUGGUGAACUGGAGUGCAGAGCACAAUGGCGCCGUCAAGCAUCUAAUACUGGAACCUUCAACUAGACUGGAUUUCACGGAAUGCGAGACGGAUGGCUGCACUGAAAAGUCACGUGUGAGCGAUCAGCAUUGCCUUAACAGGCUUAUGUAGUACUACGUAUUUGGCCCAGUCUGACAACUCAAUAUCUUGCAUCUCGUUGCAAGAUCCCUACUCUGUAUUAUCAAAAGCAUCUUGGAAAGUGCUUUGAAAGACAGUGACUUUUCAUAGGACAAAAAUCUGCUUAUGCCAGUGACGUUGCAUCCUAUGCAGAUAUGGUUGUACAAGUGUAGCCUAUAUAUAUAUUAGUGUGGAUAUAGCAUGGCUUCAUCAGCAGUAAUUGUGUCUCCAGAAGCGCUGAGAAAUUUCAGACAUCGCUACAUCGUGACACAUUGGGGAAGGAAGGUUUUGUUUAUGGUAUUACAUAAUAGUUUUCUACACGGACAAACCAAGACAAUCCGUGAGAUUCUCGAUGAUAAGAAACUAUUAACUGGGAAAUCUUUCGGUAUCGAGGACAGAAAAAAUCUCAAUAAAUUGCCAGAGGACUUUGACAUCACGCUGCUGUAUAAAAUCUGCGUGCAGCUUUGGCAGCGUGGAGUUAAUGACCCCGGCGAUGAACUGAGAAAAUUAGUGAAAAUAAUCAAAGAUGAGAGGAACUUUGUUAACCAUGACAUGUCUGUUAAGUCAAAUAAAGAUUUAGAAAAUAAAUUCGAAGAAUUUCGAUUAACACUCGAGGCAACUCUUGAUAAAACCAAGACUCGCUUUAAUGUUCAGCAUAAUAAAAUUGAUCAACUCAAAGACGAGAUCCGGUAUGCUUUUCCAAAGCUGCUGAGAAAGAUCCGUGAGAAAUAUGAUCCCUCAGACUCAAAGGAAGUGCAAGAGUUUAAGAAGGAAAUAGCAGAGUAUCCUGCCCUAGUAAAAGAGGACUCUCAAAAAGAAUUAUGUUCUUUUCAUAAAAGCCGCUGUAAGAUUUCCCCCUUUGACUGGCUACCUCAGUAUUCUGUUGAAGACUCGUGCAAUAUCAUUAUUCCCUUACGAGUGGAGGAUGAUAAGCAGUUAAUUGUAAAUCAGCAAGAAAUCUUCGACAUAAAUAAAAUGGGAGCUGACCCUGAAGUUUUGAUUAUAUCUGGGGAUGCAGGUUCUGGAAAGACCACAAUUCUUUGUUUCUUUGUAGAGAAUUGGUAUAAGAACACAAGUGUUAUACCACAAUUCUCUUCCUUCGAAACUCUGCUCUUUAUGCAGUUCAAGGAUCAGACAUAUGACAACUUUGAAGCCUACCUUAAAGGAUUGCUGCCACGGACUGUAGCUUGUUAUGAUUACCCUCCUGUGCAAUCACAUAUCCUUGGUUCAAAAUGCCUAAUCUUUUGUGAUGGGUACGACGAGGCUAAUGUGAGUUCCAAGAAACUUUUUGAAGAAAUGUUAACACUGAAGUUGAAUGCUAAAAAGAUUGUCGUGACAACACGUUCAUGGAAGACUGAGGAACUGACAAAUGUUGUGGACUCCAAAAAGUGUAGCAAAGUCAACCUCAAAGUUUUAGGUCUUCAGGAAAAGGAUUUCGACUUGCUCACAGAAAAACUCAUCGACUGCCGGGUGGAAAGUACUACCAAACGGAUAAAACUCAAAAAAGGGCUGUCUCAGAAAAUUAGAGAAAUGGACAACAUGAUUAAAGAAAGCCUGAAAUCACCUCUGCUUUUUAAGAUGUUUAUUCUUUUUUACGUUGAUCGCCCGUGUUUAAGGAAUCAACUAAGCCCCUGGGAAACACUUUACCCACUGUUGAAAAAGAACGUGGACGAGAGAAUCUUAAUCAAAACACGAAUCUCUAGAGACGACCUGGAGGAAUUUAAUAAAUUGUACGCUGCGUCACCAGGGAAAGACAAGAAAAACUUGCAAGAGGAGAUUUCUUCUCAAGCGGUAAAGCAACACUAUGAUGCCAUCAUAUCAUCAUAUUCCAUCCUAGAGCAGGCGUGAUCCUCUCCAAAUUGCCAACUUAUUCUGCUAAAGCCACAGAAGUGAGCAGGAAUUUGCAAUUGCUAGCAAUCUCUGCGAUGACAUAUCAAAUCGAAGGCAUUAAGGAGAAAACAUUCUUCUAGAUGUGCUGCAGUCUAAAGCAUUAACCGAUACUUCAGUGUCAGAUAACAGAACUCUGUUUAAGGAAUUGGGAGUAGUCAUUUCCUUCGUACCAGAAAUACCCUAAUAAUGAUGCAUUAUACAAUCAAGUCAAAUGCUUUCAAAAACUCUUCAUGUAUCAUAAAGCCUCUCUCAGCAAAAGCAUGAUGAGCUUUUGGAACCUUGCAUUGAAACUAGAGUGGAUGAUCGAGGUUUGCAGUCACAUGGGCAGCUGCUGUAAGAAACGCCUCUGACGGAGUGUUUAAAUUGGGAAAAGGCAGGUCAUCUUUUAGUAUCACCAUCCGUCGUAUCGUCUCAGCUGAAGCCCAAAUGGGUUGAACUUGAAGGGGUGCCAAAAGAUCGAGUCAAGAAUCUCGGCAGCAUUUUCAGGAGAGGUCUCGCAUCCAGUGGAGAAGUUAGGCAUUAACAUUUCCAAAUUUGGAGAAAAAGACGAUAACUUGAGAGCUGUUAUCCAGUCCCUUAUGAGGUUAGCAAAGGAGCUGAAGAUGCUUUGCCAUUUGGAAGAACUUGAGGCUGAACGUAGCCUACUGCCCAAAUCGUGAACAGGACACGUCCAAAAGUCCAGCCAGCAAGGAGACGUCUCUCACGCUCUCAUUUUUAUCAUCACGAGGUCAGAAACCCCAAGACAUCUAAGCAAGCAGAUCAGAUAUGGCAAUGGUGCCUCAAGAACCCUCAAAGCAAUCCUGGGCAGGAAGUGAUGCCCACUCUAUGCGCCAAGGCUAGAAGUGAUGCCCGCUCUACCCACUAGACUACCAUUUCUUGACAGUAGUGUCCACAUCAUUCCACUGGCCUGUCUACUGAUGUCUUUUAGGACAUGUGAACCUUUUCCUGUCUACUUUUUAGGACAUGUGGCCUGUUAUCAUGUAAACCAUUUUUUCAUUGCCGGAGAAGUGGCAGAGGAGAUGUAGAAGACACUGGGAACACCCAACAAAUAUAAAUGGCUGUCUACCAUAGUGUCUUGGUGGACAACCUAACAACAUGUAUUACAACCAUGUACUACUUCUUAGAUUCUUCGGUGGCAAUUUACAAGUGAGUCCAUGUCCUUUUUACCUAGAUGUUUUCUCUACAGGAACUAUAUAAGCUCAGGGAGAUUUAUACACAUUAUUAUACAAGCUAUAUAUGAUAUCAUUGGCCUUGUUGAUAGAGUAAAAACUGCUUAGCAAUAAGAAACUUAUAUACCUAAGCCUGUUUGUAUAUAUACCUAGAUUUCAAGUUACUGUAUGUUCUUUUUUUUUUUUUUUUUUUGCAAAAUGUAUAGUUUUAUUUGUAAAGAUCAUGCAGUCACACGAACCUAUAGAUACAUCCUCUAUAACAGCUUGCAGACAUGCUUAUAUUUUCCAUUAUACCA
Messenger RNA from Macrobrachium nipponense, 3707 nucleotides. RefSeq lists its product as uncharacterized. Lineage: Eukaryota; Metazoa; Arthropoda; Malacostraca; Decapoda; Palaemonidae. Bases 554 to 2200 code for a protein of 548 amino acids. The record is from RefSeq and is a predicted model, not a curated record. The transcript has 6 exons.